CGGAAUCGGCCCCGAGCGAAGGGCUGGGUGCAAGCGGUCACCCUCAGCUCUGCAUUAUUCCGAGCGGCGUGCUGAUCCGAGCCUUGCAGCUCACCACCAUCUCCGAAGCACUUGCGAUCUGUCAAAAAUAAUAAUAAAAAAAACAACUAAGACACGGCUGUAGUCAUUUUACUUACAGGGCAAGUGAGGUCUGAACCGCCGAGAAGCAUGGAUACGUUUCUGCGGGGCUGUAGCGCCGCGCUCAAGCGCAGUGAAGAGGAUGGGUCUGCAGUUCACGUUGUCCUUGGCAACGAAGCCUGUGAUCUCGACUCCAUUGUCUCUGCUAUAACCUUUGCUUACUUUCUAUUCAAGACUUCUGCAAAGACUCCCGUGACGCUGAUCCCGGUGCUGAAUAUCCCGCGCUCGGAGCUCCCCCUGCGGACCGAAGGCACGUUCUUCCUGCGGGAGAACAGCAUCGCGGAGGAGAGCUUGGUGCUGCGUGACGAGGUGGAUCUGCAUGCCCUGCACAGGACCAGCCAGCUCCUUCUCACGCUGGUGGAUCACAACGUCCUGCCAGGGGCUGACUCUGUCCUGGAGGGGGCGGUAGUGGAGGUGAUCGAUCACCGUCCCGUGGAGAGAGCGCCCUCUGCUGGCUGCGUGGUCACCUCCGAGCCCGUGGGCUCCUGUGCCACCCUGAUCGCGGAGAGAAUCGUCCGGAGCGCGCCACAGGUCCUGGAUAAGCAAGUGGCGACUCUGCUAUACGGUACAAUUGUGCUGGACUGUGUGAACAUGGCCCCUGAAGCAGGGAAGGUGACCCCCAAGGACAGGGAGCUGGUAGCCCUGCUGGAAUCCAGAUUCCCAAACCUGCCCCGGAGAGCCACGCUGUUUGAGUCCCUGCAGGGAGCAAAGUUCAACGUGGCAGGGCUGAGCACAGAGCAGGUGCUGCAGAAGGACAUGAAGGCUGUGGGAGGAGAUGAUGUCACAGUGGCCAUCAGCGGGGUCUACAUGAGACUGGAGGUGUUUUUCCAGAGGCCCGGUCUGCAGCAGGAGCUGUGCGAGUUCUGCCACAAGCAUCGCCACGCAGCGCUGGUCGCCAUGGCGAUCUCCUUCCGCGACGGCAACGAGCCCUACCGACAGAUUGCAGUGUACAGCUACAGCACCCGACUGAGGGAGCAGCUGUGUCAAGCUCUUGAAAACGCCCAGAAUCCUCAGUUGAACCUCUCCCCAAUCGCCAGCCCCUACCCCCACAUCAAAGCCUAUCACCAGGGCAACACCCAGGCCUCCCGGAAGAAGGUCCUGCCCGUCGUCAAGGAGUUCCUGAGAGAGCGGGAGAGAGCGGUGCCUGCUGGGACAGGCUGGGAGGAGCCGGAGGACCAGUUCGGUUCCUCCCGCCGCACCCCGCCUCUCGAAGAGGAGGCUCGCCACCACGGAUACUCGGCUUCCAGGCGCAGACGCCAGGCAGCAGAGGAUUCUGGGACGGAGGAGGACUGCCAGCUGCCGCCCACCCCAAUGAACAGCCUGGUGGAAGGAUGCCCGCUGGACAGCGGCCUUCCCAGACUGACCGCCGACGCCGUCUUGGAGAAAUUCAGCCGCAUGGCGAAAGAGGAGAACUGGGAGGAGCGGGAUAUGCCUGGCGGACAGUAGAGGACUCGCAGGGUUACAGCCCCCCCCUCCCCCAUCCCCCCUCCAAAAAUACCUCGUUUCCAUGACCACCAAUCCAGGGUUCUCCCUCCUUCCUCCCGGUCCCCCAUAGAUCGUCCCCCUGAGGCGAGUGAAAGGACUUUCUCUGCAAUGCCAGUUUUUCGACGGCUGUUUUUUUCCGAGCAUGCCUUGCGGCCAGCGUCCGGUUCUGCGGUUCUAUCCCAGCAUGCCUUGCGGCUAGGGCCAAGCGCAUUUCUUUACAAAACCAAAAGGAUGGACGACGCGGCUUUGCUUUUCUCUGGAUCUUUCACUUAGUAAAAAUAACAGCGGUACGAGAACGUUAAAGCAGGGAGAGACCAGCUCAGCCCCCUGUGAGGAUUCCACAUUCACGCCCACUCUGUCGCUUGACUGGUCAGUGUUUGCGACGUGCAUCCACUCAUCCACGCUUUGAACCCGGGUUCAGAGGUGCGUGGAAACGAGGUUCAGUGCGCAGGGAUGACGAGCUCUCACACCUGCCAGGGGUAACGGUAUUCUCUGUAAAGCCCUGUGAACUUUGUAGCAAGAGUGGACCCUUCGAAAACCCUUCAGAGUGGAAGCAUAGCAGAGUCUAAUAAAGCAUAGCAUGGGCAAGCACGGGCAAGCGUGGUACAGCACGCAGAGGUGCGGCGUGGUACAGCGAGUCAAGAAACGCACGGCAAGCGCUCCUGCCGUGAAACAUCUCUGCGGGAAAGCCAGACAAUACAGCUUUAACUUAUUCUUUUAUUUUGCAAUAUUACCAAAGAAUUUCUAGGUUUUAUUUAGAUUUAUAUAUAUAUAUAUAUA
Polyodon spathula (Mississippi paddlefish) is the source of this 2442-nucleotide messenger RNA. It is a transcript of the gene prune1, whose product is annotated as prune exopolyphosphatase. Gene Ontology annotation, molecular function: exopolyphosphatase activity. Gene Ontology annotation, cellular component: cytoplasm. Lineage: Eukaryota; Metazoa; Chordata; Actinopteri; Acipenseriformes; Polyodontidae. The record is from RefSeq and is a predicted model, not a curated record. The transcript is spliced from 8 exons. Bases 208 to 1623 code for a protein of 471 amino acids.